Halichondria panicea is the source of this 1457-nucleotide messenger RNA. Its product is annotated as brain-specific angiogenesis inhibitor 1-associated protein 2-like. Bases 74 to 1258 code for a protein of 394 amino acids. Gene Ontology annotation, cellular component: cytosol; nucleoplasm. The record is from RefSeq and is a predicted model, not a curated record. Gene Ontology annotation, molecular function: protein binding. Lineage: Eukaryota; Metazoa; Porifera; Demospongiae; Suberitida; Halichondriidae. Gene Ontology annotation, biological process: actin filament bundle assembly; actin crosslink formation; plasma membrane organization. The transcript is spliced from 16 exons.
CAUCGUAUUCAUUGCUACAGGUGGGUGGGGCACCUUGCUUUGCUCAAAGCCUGUAAACAGCAAACAUCUCAAGAUGGAGACUAAAUCCGAGCAAAUGCACAGGCUGGCUGACACUACCUACAGAAACAUUGGAGACGUGAUUGGAGACCUAAAAUCUUUAUCAGCUGCUGCCAAAUCGUACCAAAAAGCCAUGGAAGGAAUGGUGUCUGCCUCAAACCACUUUUUCUUUAUUUUUGAGUCCAUUGGAGCCAAAGCUUCAAAGCUUCCUGGAGCUGUGCAUAAGCUAGGGGACAAUAUAAUGGAAAUGGUCAAUGCUCAUGAAAAGAUUAGUAAUCAUCACCACGACUGGAUACAGUCUCUGGAGACGGAUUUCAUUGUCCCUCUAGGAGCAAAGCUGGACAUGGAAUCCCAUAACAUACCUGCUCUUCACAAGAGUUACAAGCAGGAACAUUCCAAGCAGGCUUCAGUGGUAGAUAAAACGGGAAGUAAGUUGAAGUCACUGCAAAAGAAAAAAUCAUCAAGAGAACAAAUUGAGAAAGAGGCACAGUUGAAGCAAGUCCUCUCUGACUACACUGAGGAGCUUCAUGCUGCUAGAGCGGAGGGACUGAGAAAGGCUCUGAUCGAGGAGAGGAAGUUGUAUUGUUUUGUUGUCGAGCAUUUCUGUUCUGUCGUUCACAACCAGAUUGCGUACAAUGCACUAUCACAUCAAGAGCUCUCUACCAAGGUGACUGAUUGGUCAACAAAUUGUUCCUCACCAAAUGAACUUCCUCCAGAGAGCUCCAUUCUCCUUGCCGAUCCACAGUCCCCCAGAGCCUACCCUGGGUCCUCCAACUUGGAUUAUGAUGGGGGUAGUGACACUGUGGGAAUUCUCAAACGAACGGACUCGAAGAGGAGCAACGGCUCACAUGGAUCAGGGGGAGGAAAGCCAAGAACUCGAAGAAUAAGUUGCAGGGUGAAGGCCCUCUACCCCAAUCAAGUGUCCACCAGCGGACAGUUGGAAUUCACACCAGGUGACCUUAUCGAUGCCCUGGAUGAUCCACAUGAAGGAUGGCAGUAUGGAGAGAACACUCGCACUGGAGGCACUGGAUGGUUUCCUGUGCAAUUUGUAGACAAGAUAUGGCCUACACCUGAGACAGCAAGACGUAAGAAACGAAAUGAUAGCCUGAGGUCAUCAUCAGGGCAGCUGACUGGGGGCAAUAUUCCAGAGCGUGACUAUGACAGCCCCAUCUCACAGCGACAAGGCCGUGACUACAGAUGAGGGGGUGGCUUACAUGCAGUGUACAAUUAAGCAUACAUAGUUAGAUUUAUCGAAGUAUAUAGAUUGACGUUUAAAAUCAUAGCUUAGUUACAAUUUUGUCAUUCGUUUUUUACCAGUAAUAAUGUACCUUUCAGUAAUUGCAGACAUGCACAUUUGUCAUUUGCUUUUUACAAAUAAUAAUAGUUAAUUGCAAUAAAAA